Messenger RNA from Alternaria atra, 546 nucleotides. RefSeq lists its product as uncharacterized. The transcript has a single exon. The record is from RefSeq and is a predicted model, not a curated record. Lineage: Eukaryota; Fungi; Ascomycota; Dothideomycetes; Pleosporales; Pleosporaceae. The coding region runs from base 1 to 546 and encodes 181 amino acids.
AUGAUGAAAGACCGCCACGAAGCGCAGUGGCAGACGAACUAUCUAGCGCACUGGGUGUUCACGCAUCGUCUGUUUCAGGUGAUGCUAGACACCUCCAAAGCUCUACCGCUUGGAAGCGUGCGCAUCGUCAACCUAAAUUCGUCAGGGCACUUGAGCGUCCCCAAACAUGGCAUCAACUUCGAAAAUCCAACAUUGAAGGACGCUAGUUCCAUGGCCCAUUACGGCCCGAACAAGCUCGCUAAUGUCCUCCAUACCAAGUCCCUUCAUGCAACGUACGGUCCCGUCUCCCCUAGCGCUCGAAACAACGAUGGCGAGAUCUGGGCCUCGUGUAUAAGUCCAGGUCUAGUGGAAACGAAUCUCGCUGACGGAGUCAGCAGAUCGGGCUUUACCAUGACCAGUGUCGCCUCUGUCUUACGCAUGGUUAGUUUGUUUUGGUCGGCCGACAAGGGCUCAUACAAUAACUUGUUUUGUGUUGCGAGUAAGGAUAUGAAGGCUGAACAGAGUGUUGAGUACCUUGAGAUCUUCGGUCAUUCCGGGGAACCAUAG